Molecule: messenger RNA, 762 nt
Organism: Schistocerca piceifrons (Central American locust)
Lineage: Eukaryota; Metazoa; Arthropoda; Insecta; Orthoptera; Acrididae
Product: craniofacial development protein 2-like
Exons: 1
Coding region: 1-762 (253 amino acids)
Biological process (GO): chromatin remodeling
Cellular component (GO): nucleus
Source: RefSeq, a predicted model, not a curated record
AUGGAAGAAAUGACAGAUGUACUAAAAGAGAGGAAGUUAGAUAUAUCGGGAUUACGUGAAACAAAGUGGAAGGGAAAAAGUGAGAAGAAUUUGAGAGUAGGAGGAAAACUGUACUGGAGUGGGAAUAACAAGUCUGGAAGAAAUGGUGUGGCAGUGAUGGUGAAUAAGAACGUACAAAUCUGUAUUGAAAAUAUAAGAUAUAUAUCAGACAGGAUCAUAAUUUUAAACCUGAGAUUCCAAAAAGAAACACUAAAAGUAAUACAGAUUUAUGCACUUAAAGUAUGUAGCGAAGAAGAGAAGAUGGACUUUGAAAAUGUGUUAGAAAACCAUAUAGAGAGUGCUAAUAUAGUGACGGAAGAUUUUAAUGCAGAGGUAGGCAAAGACAGAAAGGGAUUUGAGCAAGUUUUGGGAUGUUUUCGAUAUGGAGGCAGAAAUGAAGAAGGGGAAAGACUCCUGGAUUUGUGCCAGAGGAAUCGAAUGAAAAUAGCAAACAUCUGGUUUAUGAAGAGAGAAAGUUAUGUUAUCACCAGAUACAGUUGGGAUGGAAGAACCAAGAGUGUAAUUGAUUAUAUUCUAGUAGAUAGGGAAUUGGGAGAGAAAGUAACAAAUGUGAAGGUAAUUCCAAGUGUGAGUGCAGAUGGAGACCAUAGAUUAUUGAUGGGACAUUGGAAAAUGAAUCCGUGUGUGAAAAAUAGAAAACAGAAGAAAGUGAUGAGGAUACAGGAUUGGAAACUCAAGGAGAGUGAAUGUGCUGAGAAGUAG